ACCGGAAGUGUGUGCUGCUGUGUAGCAAACCGACCGUAGACGUGGAACAGGAUUUGUAGCUGUCGCUGCAGCACGAGAUGUUUGUUUAUAUGUUAUUUUAAUUUUAUUUUCCAUACUUUAUAAUUCUAUUUAUAUAUUUAUUUAUGUAUUAUGUUAUGACCGAGUAACUUAUUGGACGUUUGAAGACGACCUGAGGUGAUUUCUCAUUAGCUACAUUAGCCGUUAGCUGUGCUAAGCUAAUAGGAUCAUGGGAGCUAAUGCUAAAAGCUAACGCACGACACGUCGGUGUUGUUCGAUAUUAACUGGUGUUCAGGAUCGUCUGCGGUUAUAGAGCCAUAUCUCAGGUGCUGUCAUGGCGCCUAUGGGGAUCCGGUUGUCCCCUCUUGGUGUCGCCGUGUUCUGCUUGCUCGGGCUCGGCCUCCUGUACCACCUUUACUCCGGGGUCCUGACUAGCAGACUUGCCGCUUUCAGACAGAGGAAGACGGUGGAUCUGAGGGACCUCCUCGCCUUGUCCAUAGAGGCUGCUGUACAGGGAGGAUGGGAGGUGAAGCGCAUCCGUAUGGAGGACACGCUGGAGGAAAAAUCCAAGGGCAAAACUAAAGAAGGAGCUUCGGAGAAGUUCACCAUGGGGGAUUUAAACUCUCACAGGAAAAUGUACUACCUGAUCAGGAACACGUAUCCUUACAUACAGGUGAACUCUGAGGAACACGACAACUCGGAAGGCGAGGCCACGGUGUGGACACGUAACAUCCCGGAGGAGGUCGAGAGCAAGAUCCCUGAGGGGAAAGUGGUGCCUGCUGAGAGCGUGACGGUCUGGAUCGACCCGCUGGAUGCCACGCAGGAGUACACGGAAAACCUGAGGAAGUACGUCACGACCAUGGUGUGUGUGGCUGUGGACGGGAAACCUGUUGUAGGUGUGAUCCAUAAACCUUUCACCGACUUCACAGCGUGGGCGAUGGUGGGUGGAGGAGCGAACGUGGCACUGCGAGACUCCUACAACUCUCAAAAUCCCAAGGUCAUAGUGUCUCGCUCACACGCGGGUAAAGUGAAAGGCUUUAUUCAGCAGGCAUUCGGGAACGACACAGAGAUCAUACCAGCAGGGGGCGCAGGAUACAAGGUCCUCACUCUGCUGGACGUCUCGGACGACGAUUACGAGAAGGCAGACAUGUACAUCCACGUGACCUACAUCAAGAAGUGGGACAUCUGCGCAGGAAACGCCAUUCUAAAUGCACUGAGUGGUCACAUGACCACGCUGAGCGGGGAGGAGAUCGACUAUUCCGGCUCGGAGAAGAACCCAGGCGGCGUGCUCGCUACGGUCGGCAUCGACCACGACGCCGUGGUGAAAAAGCUGCCGGCCUGGGGAGAGAACAAAAACUGAUGACUCGGGAAACACGGACCGAACGAACAGAACCAGUGUUGGACACGCAGAUACGUCAGCUUCAGCAGGACCGCGCGUGACUGCGGCUGCGUGGCGUGUUUAGCAUUUAACUUCUCUAGGAGUCACAUUCGACGGGUAUAGGAAGGGCUCUCAGCGCGUGGUGGUCUUCUUUAUUUAUCUCCACAUCAAACACGCACUUUCAUGAUCACUGGUACAUUGGAUACGUUUAUACGUUUCAGUAUCGAUGCAUCCCUAAAGAACAGGACAUGUAGCUGCAUACAGAUAUUACAUCUUAAUAAUAUAACACCACAGACCUAUGAGUCUGACACUCGACUUUAAAUAUCUCCCGAUUUAAGGAAGCCUGUCUCUCAGGAGCACAAACCUGUCCCAAUCGGGGGGAAGCAGUGGCACUAGGCGUUCAUGUUUCCCUAAUAAUGUCACGACUGGAACUUUUUGCUUCACAAUAAUUUACACGCCGCUGUCAUGUGCGUGUCAUCGAACCUCCACAGUUCGGUCAGUUAAAGGGACGGUUCAAUGUAAGGUACACAAUCAUCUUCAUCUGCAAAAAGAACUCUGUGAUCUCAUUUCGUCCACCUGCGAAUAUAUUGACACCCACUUACGAAUUCUCGAUUCUGAUUGGCCAGAAGCUCUAACAGCAUAAUAAUUAUUAACCUGGCCUAACAUCACCAUAUAAUGUUUCCAUGGUAACAGCUCAUUCACAGGGGUAGGCACUUGUACACAUACACGUGCACGUAACUACAUGAUGCUUUAUUUAACAUUUAUGGAAGGAGUCUCCAGUGCCAGAGCUUUGUAACAGUAACUCCGCUUCAUCACAACACCACGUCGUCGAUUAUUGUCCGACAGCUCGACCCCGGGUGUGUGGUCUGUUACUUCACCACGUCACUCUGCUGAUGUUUUUUUGCUCAACUGUUUCUUUUAAACCAUUCUGUUUGUAAGCCGUUAUAAUUAUUCUAAUGUGAUGGGUGAUGAUUUUAUUUUAUUUUUUCAAUCAUAACCAAUCGGCAGACGAAGGAACAGGUGAUGAACAGGGUUUUAUUGUAUGAAAGAGUACUGUAUGUGAGACGCUCCCUGACGUGUCGUGCAUGAAGACGGAGUGUAAAUACACACAACACUUUAAUCAACGUUUAUUUGCUGUUUAAAAUCCUGCAUGCGCUCGGUCAGAUAUGAGGCAUGACGUGUGAUCUCAUUGUGCUAAAUUAACUUUGGUUUUCUUUGGGGUUUUUUUUUUUUUUUUGGAUUGUAAUAAAGAACAACUCUGUUGU
This is a messenger RNA of Tachysurus fulvidraco (yellow catfish), 2661 nucleotides long. It is a transcript of the gene bpnt2, whose product is annotated as 3'(2'), 5'-bisphosphate nucleotidase 2. The record is from RefSeq and is a predicted model, not a curated record. Gene Ontology annotation, cellular component: endomembrane system. The coding region runs from base 353 to 1378 and encodes 341 amino acids. NCBI's taxonomy places the organism in Eukaryota, Metazoa, Chordata, Actinopteri, Siluriformes, Bagridae. Gene Ontology annotation, molecular function: 3'-nucleotidase activity. The transcript has 5 exons.